Messenger RNA from Oryctolagus cuniculus (rabbit), 26883 nucleotides. RefSeq names its product ataxin 10 (gene ATXN10). Gene Ontology annotation, cellular component: cytosol. Gene Ontology annotation, biological process: neuron projection development. The record is from RefSeq and is a predicted model, not a curated record. NCBI's taxonomy places the organism in Eukaryota, Metazoa, Chordata, Mammalia, Lagomorpha, Leporidae.
CCCGCCGCGUCGUCCCCUCCUGCCGCCUGAGGCGAGCCGGGCUGCGUCUGGCGCGCCGAGGCUGCCGCGGGGGCCGGCGGUCGGCGCGGGUUCCGGCCGGCCGGGCUGUGCGGGACGCGCCUCGCUCCGCCGCGCGCGCCUCCUCUCGUCCCCGCGUCCUCCGCCCCGUCGUCCUCCUCCCCGGCGCCCGGCUCGGCCGACCCGCGAGCGGCAAGAUGGCGGCGCCCAGGCCGCCGCCUACCCGGCUGUCGGGUGUCAUGGUGCCGGCGCCCAUCCAGGACCUGGAGGCCCUGCGCGCGCUCACGGCGCUCUUCAAGGAGCCGCGGAACCGAGAAACAGCACCCAGGACUAUAUUCCAGAGAGUCCUGGAUAUCCUGAAGAAAUCUUCUCGUGCAGUUGAGCUGGCCUGCAGAGACCCAUCCCAAGUGGAACAUCUGGCUUCCAGCCUGCAGCUCAUAACAGAAUGCUUCAGAUGUCUCCGGAAUGCUUGCAUAGAGUGUUCUGUGAACCAGAAUUCCAUCAGAAACUUGGAUACAAUCAGUGUCGCUGUUGAUUUGAUUCUGCUGUUUCGGGAACUGCGAGUGGAACAGGAAUCUCUGUUGACAGCUUUCCGCUGUGGCCUACAGUUUUUAGGCAACAUUGCCUCACGGAACGAAGAUUCCCAGGCUGUUGUUUGGAUGCAUGCUUUCCCAGAACUCUUUAUCUCUUGCUUAAAUCAUCCAGACAAAAAAAUUGUUGCCUAUUCUUCAAUGAUUUUGUUCACCUCCCUUAAUCCCGGAAGAAUAAAAGAACUGGAAGAAAACCUCAAUAUCGCGAUAAAUGUCAUAGAAGCUCACCAAAAGCAGCCUGAAUCAGAAUGGCCGCUCUUGAUUAUUACAGACCACUUUCUGAAAAGUCCGGAAUUGGUACAAGCCAUGUACGCCAAACUGAGCAAUCAAGAAAGGGUGACCUUGUUAGAUCUUGUAGUGGCCAAGCUGGUGGGUGACGAGCCGCUGACUGCAGACGACCUCAGUGCCUUUCUGCGCCACGCCGAGCUGAUGGCCGGCUCCUUUGUGGAUCAGUGCGGGACUGUGCUGAAGCUGACGUCCGAGCAGCACCCUGAGGAUGCGGAGGUGCUGGCUACAGUUAGGCUGCUGGAUGUCCUGUGUGAGAUGACGGCUAAUACCGAGCUGCUUGGCUAUCUGCAGGUCUUCCCUGGCUUGCUGGAAAGAGUGAUUGAUCUUUUACGACUGAUUCAUGUAGCUGGAAAAGACACCAUAAACAUCUUUAGUACCUGUGACUGUAUCAAAGAAGGUGAUGUCUCCAGUGUGGCUGAGGGGUUUAAGUCUCACCUUAUACGUCUGAUUGGAAAUCUGUGUUACAAAAACAAAGAUAACCAAGACAAGAAACAAGUCACUCGGAAUCCUGGCUUAUUGAUUUGAAGAUUGAAUGUACAGGCAAGAUCUGGCUUGCUUAGAAUUCCACUUCUUUGUAAUGUAAUCCCGGUUCAAGAAAUAUGUCAAAAUUCAUAAAUCAAGCUGUCACCAUUAGUUUCCCGAACUUACAGUUCCUGUUACAGUAAAUGAAAUUAAAAUUCCUAUCCAGAGGACCUUAUCAUGGUUUAGUUUGUUUCAGCUGUAAAUUUUUGUUUUAAUGACAUAGAAGAUGUUCUAUCAUUUGAGUCCCAAAACCUUUUUUCUGUGUCUUGUUGUAAUCAGCCUGUUCUUUUGCAGGAAAGGCAUAGCAUUAUUUAAGAGGAAGAAUUAUACUGAUAACUUAAGUACAGUGCAGCAGUGUUCCUUUGUCUAUUGUGUAUCACCACUACUUACUCACUAGGCGCCAGGCCCUCAGCUCACUUUGCCUUGUGGCAUUCCCACCCCGACUCCAUUCCUCCGUAAGCCGUGAGCUCUUGGGAGGCAGACACACUUGUCUGGUUUCAUACCUGCUGUGUCUACCUGGCGCAUAAUACAGUGCCAUCACAGGUGAUGGGUCUUUGUCCCCAAUCUGCCCGUGAAUCAGUCUUCCAGUGCUUGCUUGGAUGUUAGCAGGAGAGUUCUGACUGCAGUGUGCACACUCCCUCCUGGCUUCCCUUCCUAAAACAGGGCCUCGGAACUCUGACCAACGUGUGAGUCCAGGUGGUGGUAGCCUGCUGCCUCCGGCAGUCGCACUUGACAAGGAGCCUGUCUCAGUUCUUGCUGAACGUGUCUUGGGGUCUGAGGCGUGGGGGCUGUGCCUUCCUAGGCUUUGGCGGUGAGGACUACAUUCCAAGGACACACCUACGUACACCGUGCAGGUACAGUAAGGAAGACACUGGGGAGUAAUCUGCUGUCCGUGAUGAUGCAGCGCCUCGUGAGACCUUAGGACCAGCGGUCUGCUGCUGCUGCUGCACCUGACGGUCAGUCUCCAGGGAGCAGAGGCUCACCUGGCGCGGGGGAGGGGACGCCGCUCCACCAGUGGAGAAGUGGACCCUAUCCCCGGUGGAAACAGGAUAGUGUAAAGGUAUCAGUUGUUCCUGAGUUCAUUUUAUUGCUGAGCCAAUUAUGAUUCCACUGAGGGGGAAACACUCAGAACAGAAGCAAAGUGAUUGAAGAGUUAGUUAUCUUAAGGUCUGCUAAAAUGGAAAGCAGCACACGUGUGGAAUUCCUGUUCUACGAGGAGGACGCUCCCAGUCUGCUAGUGCUGGAGUCACUCUUCCACUCAUAGUCUCUGCUGCAUCUCCACUCGUCCCUGGGCCUCUGCCCUGGUUUCUUCAACCAGUUCUUUUUUUUUUUAAUUUUUUUUAAUUUUAUUUUUUUUUAUUUGACAGAUAGAGUUAUAGACAGUGAGAGAGACAGAGAGAAAGGUCUUCCUUCUGUUGGUUCACUCCCCAGAUGGCCACAGUCCGAAGCCGGGAGCCAGAUGCCUCCUCCUGGUCUCUCAUGCGGGUGCAGGAGCCCAAAUACUUGGGCCAUCCUCCACUGCCUUCCAGGCCACAGCAGAGAGCUGGACUGGAAGAGGGGCAACCGGGACUAGAACUCUGUGCCCAUAUGGGAUGCCGGCACUGCAGGCGGACGAUUAACCAAAUGAGCCAUGGCGCCGGCCCCUCAACCAUAGUUCUAAUGGGAAGAUUUCCAAAAGUAGAGCAGCAUAGGAUCUGGAGGAAGUUACUAACUGAAAUAAUUAUUAGUUGGGAUAGCAGUGGGGUGUGUGUGUGUGGGAACAGACACAGAGAGAACACAGAAAGGAUUCUUGCGGCAUCUUGCUGUUCUUCCCCUGCAGAGAGGCACGGUGCGUGUCCACCCCGUUUGCAGGGUGCGUCUGCGCUGGCUGAGCGCUCGAGUCCCAAGACUCCUCUCACUUCCCGCAGUCCGUGCAUACUCCCAGUGAAGUGAGAAAAGUGCUCUUAUUUCAUGUUGGAGAAGAGUGUUCUCCUUUUCUUAAAAAAAAAAAAAAAAAAAAAAAAAAAAAAAAAAAAAAAAAAAAAAGAAGAAGAAGAAGAAGAAAAGAAAAGAAAAGUAGCCGGCACCGCAGCUCACUAGGCUAAUCCUCCGCCUUGCGGCGCCGGCACACCGGGUUCUAGUCCCGGUCGGGGUGCCGGAUUCUGUCCCGGUUGCCCCUCUUCCAGGCCAGCUCUCUGCUGUGGCCAGGGAGUGCUUGGGCCCUGCACCCCAUGGGAGACCAGGAUAAGCACCUGGCUCCUGCCAUCAGAUCAGCGCGGUGCACCGGCAACAGUGCGCCGGCCGCGGCGGCCAUUGGAGGGUGAACCAACGGCAAAGGAAGACCUUUCUCUCUGUCUCUCUCUCUCACUGUCCACUCUGCCUGUCAAAAAAAAAAAAAAAAAAAAAAGUAGCGUGUCUGUCACACAUCUAAAGUCAUUUUGAUCUUUAGCAUAUUCAGAUGUUUUUCCCCCUGGCAGCAACUAAAAUGAAAUGGAUGAAAGGUUCCUGUAAGACAUGUGUCAUCAGCACUUGAAGUCAUUGUCUGAUGGCUCCCCCAGCCACCUUCCUCUAAAAACCUGUUGCUUGUCUUACUCUGGGAGAAUUAAAUUUGUACCCCUCCUGUUUUACUGGGACAAGAGUGACAUUUCAUCUCAAGUUGUGGGUUUUAGUUCAAAUUCGAGUCUGCUAUGCUGUAGUUAGAGAAAAGUGUGGAAGAUUUUUUACUUCAAAUAGCAAUGGAUAUGCUGUGUUGGCAUGGUGUGAGAGCUUUUAGUUCAGUUCAGCAAGAGGUGUUUGCCAAGUGCUGUUUACCAGCUGGUUUUCUCGACAUUGGGAAUGCAGAAAUGGAUCUGGCCCAGUGCUCUCUCUAGGAAUUCACAGUUCAUGGAGGAGACAGACAGAAAAGUGUAUCUGUUGAGUAUGGAGGGGUUAGCGUGUGUGAGAAGUACUGAGAGUUGGUAGCUGAAGCAGGCACUACAAGCGCUUGGUCCGGAAGACUGUGCAUGGGCUUCAAGGGGCACCUGGGGACCCAGGCCUUGGAGGCUGAGUGAGGAAGAGUGAGACCAGUGGAGUGGCGGGUCCGCCUCGUGGACUGCAGAGCACCCGUGAGCAGAUGUGAGCAGAGCCUGCCGUGGGGUGGCCUCCCUGCGGCCUGAGAGCUGGGGAUGGAGGCUGGCAGCUGUGUGGUGGCUCUGCACUCCCUGGAAGGGCCAGCCUUCGCACACUUCUUGUCCCAACUCUGACUUCUGGAAGUGGCUUCAGGCUGGCUCUCAGAGCGUUUGCCCUUUCUCUGUGCUGUCGCUGAAGACAGGAGGCUGCUCUGAGAUUUUCAGUUCCUGGCUGCAGCUCUCCUCGUCUGUACUCUCCCCCUCUCCUCGUGCCCCUCUCCAUUACCUUGGUCCUGCCUCCUGCUCCCCUUCCUCUCGCUGGUCUCUCUGGUCUUUUCCCAGUGAUUGUGUUUUGUGUUCUUUUUUUUUUUUUUAAUAUAAGGAUUUAUUUAUUUAUUUGAAAGGCAGAAUUAUAGAGAGACAGAUCUUCCAUCUGCUGGUUAUUCCCCAAAUAACUGCAAUGACCAGAGCUGGGCCAGGCUGAAGCUAAAGCCAGGAGCUUCUUCUAGGUCUCCACAUGGGUGCAGGGGCCCACACAUUUGGGUCAUCUGCUGCUGCUGUUCAAGGGGCAUUAGCAAGGAGCUGGAUCAGAAGUGGAGCAGCCAGGUCUUGAAUCAGUCAGUGCCCAUAUGACCUCAUCUUCCAUGGGAUGGGACUUCUAUGGGAAAAACGAUCCCUGGCCUAUGGACCUGUGUGAAAACAGGGGUUCACUUUCCACUUCCAUCUUCAGGGCCCCCCCACACCUCUCACAAGAGUUUAUAUUAAUACAGGUUCUUGCACUACCCUGACAGUGUAAGUUGGGACCUAGCACCUGCUCAUGGCAGUGAUCUCUCCCGGUCCCACCCAGAUGUCUGAAGCCUUGUUACACAGUGGACAGUUAACUGUGACGUAGCCCGUGACGUACCCUGCCUCAGACUGGAAGUUUUCAAGUCCUUGGGCGAUCCUCUGCUGAUUUCCCAGGCCAUUAGCAGGGAGUUGGAUUGAAAGUAGAGCAGCUGGGAUGCGAACCUGCAUCCUGGCGUUACAGGCAGCAGCUUUACCCGCUGUGCCACCACCACGGCUCCUUCAUUUCUGACCUCUCAGGAAGAUGCAGGUAACAGCCGGAUCUGCUGUGCUCUGUGGGCUGUGGGGGACAGCAGGAGCUGUGGGGGACAGCCCCAGGCAGGUGGGCUUUGUGCUUGCCUGUGUGAGUCUCCCCCCCAGCUGCCUGUUCAGGCAUCUUCCUACUCUUACCUUCAUUCAGCAUGGGAAAUUUUUUUCUUUUUUAAAGAUUUAUUUAGUUAUUAGAAGGUCAGAGUCAGAGAGAUAUUGAUCUUCCAUCUACUGGCUCGCUCCCCAGGUGGUUGCAAUGGCCAGGACUGGGCCAGGCUGGAGGCAGGAGCUUCAUCCAGGUCUUCCAUGUAGGUGCAGGGGCCCAGGCACUUGCUCCUUUCCCAGGCUAUUAACAGGGAGCUGGAUUAGAAGUGGAGCAGCUGGGACACAAGCUGGUACCCACGUGGGAUGCCAGGGCUGCAGGCAGCAGCUGAACCCAUGGCACUGGCCCCGAAGGGGAAUUUUUUUAUUUUGGAGGAAAGAAUUGAUUUAAAUUCCAGGAUGUUUUUGCACACUCAGUAGGCAACACUUCACACAUUGGCUUCGGUUUUUCAUGUGUGAACUUGCUUCAUAUGUUUGUUGUGAGAAUGAAGUUACCAGUAAUAACACAGUGACCACCUACUAUGAGGGCCUCCUCUGUGCCCGCAAGUGAGGUUUUUUUUUUUUUGACCUUUUUUUGGAGAAUUAUUUAUUUAUUUAUUUGAGAGACAGAGUCACAGACAGAGGGGGAGACAAACAGAAAGGAUCUCCAUCUGCCUGUUCACUCCCAAAUGGCCACAAUGGCGGAGCUGAGCUGACCUGCAGCCAGGAGCCAGAAACUUCUUUAAGGUCUUCCACACGGGUGCAGGGCCCCAAGCACGUGGGCCGUCUUCUGCUGCUUUCCCAGGCCAUAAGCAGAGAGCUGGAUCGGAAGAGGAGCAGCCGGGACACAAACUGGCGCCCAUAUGGGAUGCUGGCGCUGCAGGCAGAAGCUUAGCCCACUAUGCCACAGUGCUGGCCCUCAAGUGGGGUGUUUUAUAGAUGUUUUCUUUUAUCCACCACAUCCUCUGCCUUGUGCAGAAGGCUGGUUGGGUGCCUGUGAUUGCACUGCUUGGGGGUGGUGCUCUCCCCAGGAGCCUGUGACCAGGCCCAGCCCUCUCAGGCUCGUCGGCGGCAGUAACCGGGUGCAUAGGCGAGGGUCCAUGCCAGCUCCUUCUCUUGCUUGCGCUGCCAGCUCAGCACUGUCUGCUGCUGCACACAGGUCCUGCUGGCUCUCUUGCGAACCUGCAUCCUGACAUUCAGGCACAAAAACCCACACGGUCCUUCGUCGGCCGGGUGUGGUCUUCAGAGCAGAUCUCCUGCCAUGUGCAAGUGCUGCUCCGGGCCUCCUGCGCCUGAGUUCUCCGGGAGGCUCUGUCUUCCCAGUGCUUUACGUCAUGCUAGGAAUUCCAUCCUUGACUUUUCAGUUCUGUCGGGUCAGGGUUAUGCUAGGAUUGAAGCACGUGUCCAAGGGGAAACAUGGAAGCCCUCAUCGUUCUGCGUAUCUGUGUGAUCCGUGUGGAUUGUUUCUAGACUUUUCCUGGCAGCAAACUCUGACCAGAGGUUAGGAGAGGUCACGACGGAAUGAAGAGCAAGAGGAGAUGCUUGGGGGAGGGUGCAGUGGGUAAGACACUCCUUGAGAUGCCUGCAUCCCAUAUGACAAUGCCUGGGUUCAAAUCCCGACUCUGCUUGCAGUUCCAGCUUGCUGCUAGUGCACACCCUGGAAGGCAGCAAGUAAUGGCUUAGGUACGGGGGUGCCUGCCGUUCACUUGGGAGACCUGGGUGGAGUUCUGGGCUCCUGGCUUUGCCUGCCCAGCCCUGGCUCUGACAGGCAUGUGAGAAGUGAACCAACCAGUGGAUGGAAGAUUCUUCUCUGUCUCUCUCUGCCUCUGCAUUUCAAGUAAAAUAAAUAAAAGCUCAAAUAGAACAAACAAAAAGCAUCCCCUCCUUUAACGUUGGUAGCAGUCAUCCAUUUAAAUAGAAGGUGGGGGCAGCCUUUUGGUGUAGUAGACACUGCUUGGGACACCUGCACCCAUGCAGGACUGCCUGGAUUUGAGUCCUGGCUUCAUUUCAGGUCUGGCUUCCUGCUGUUGGGCACCUGGUGAAGGUCAGGGAAGCCUCAUGUGCUUGGCUCCCUGCACCCACGUGGGAGACCUGGAUGGAGCUCCUGGCUCCUGGCUUCAUCCUGGCCCAGCCCUGGCUGUUGCAGGCAUUUGGAAAGUAAACCAGCAUAUGGAAGAUCUUUCUAUUUCAGUCUUUCUGCCUUUCAAAUAAAUAAUAAUAAAAUUUGAAAAAACUUAAAGUAGAGAGACACUGUGGUUGCCUGCCCCUUUUGCCCUCUUACUGCCUCCCAGGCUCUGCUGCCCUUAGCCUGUCUUGGCAGGACCCAAAUCCUGGUGUCAUUUGUUACAGUCAGUGCUUUAUGCUAAUAGUAAUUAAUCUGUCUGUGUUGGGAGGCGCAUGUAUCCUUUUUGGGGGAAGAUGUUAUUUGUUAACUUGGCUACUUCCCUGGACUUUGUAAAGAAUAAAUAUUUAAAUCUUAUUAAAGAUCCUAUGAAAGUAGAUUACUUUCAAAAUGAAUAAUAAUAACAACAACAAUCAAAACCACAGAGUCCGGUCCUAUGGAGGGCUGACUGUGCCUGGCACUCCUUGCAUCACUGCCUGUCCUCAGAGUAUUUCCUGGGGUGGGUGAGGCUCCCAUUGUAUGCGUGCUCACACCUGGGUGCUGAGUAACUUGUCCAGGAUCACUGUAGCUACUGGGGGAACCACACAGCCCCCUGGGCUGGCUGCAGGUUCCCGCUCUGAGCCAUCAUGGCCUUCCUCCACGCCUGGGGCCUUCCUCCACGCCUGGCCCACACUCACGUUGGCUGUGGCUUUGUGAGCUGUCCCCAGGGAAAGCUGCUCUCCAGAGUUGUGUUUCUUCCCGUUUUCUUUGUGUCACCAGAGAUUCAGUGUGUAUUUUACAAAUGCAUACAGAAUAUCCAGAAUCAGUCUUUCAGGUGUAGAAAUAAAGGUGACUGUUGGCCUUGUUUUAAAUAAGAUUCUUUUUGUUACUUAGACUAUUUUAAAACAAUAUUCUGAGUGCAGCCCUGAAGGACUAAAAUUGCCAGAAAGUUACCUGUGCUAAAGAAAAUUUAUGAACACUGUGCUAACAUAUGUGUUCACACAGCAGGAGGAAUGUGUUCUUCAAUCAUUUAAGAAAAAAAUGAACCAUUGUACUAAAACAGCUCAAUAACUGUGUCAGACCUCCUAAAGGAAAUUUCAUUUUGUUUGACUAAAAUCUUGUGAGGAGAGCCUCAGGUGGCAUUUUAAGUCUGGGGUAGGGUACGGGAAUGUGGCACGAUUGUCCUUCCCAGGUUGCACUGUGCCUGUUAUUUGUGUGAAUGCGCAUCUUACGUUACAAAUCCUCCCAAGCUGCACUUAACUCCUCUUACUCUUGCAUAUUUGAAUAAUUGGUUUAACAGGAGACUAAUUUCUGGGAAUGAUUCAUUGCUGUUUACUUUACUUGAUAUGUUUUAGUGACAGUAUUGAAUUUAUCCCCUGGAAAAAUACCAGUGGAAACUUUUAAAUCAAGUCACGUCCAUGGCAUGGUCGGAGGACAAGGGAGUUGCCAGGAGUUGGUUUUCAUCUCUUCGGCCUCUUAUGGGCCAGGGCCCGAGCAUGGAGAGCCGAGGCACAAGCUGAGGGUGCAGCUCAGAGGAGAGGGACGGUUCAGAUGUUUCAGAAGCAGAGCCUGGCGGCUGUGAGUGACUCUGCACCUGCAGCUCUCAGCAGACAGCCUGGGGGCUGGGGCGUGGAGUGGGGGGUGGGGAGUCUGAGCAGGGAGUGGGUGGGGGGGGUGUUGACAGGAAGAAUCCGACUGGCAGGCCUCAGGGAGCUGGGAGGGGAGAGGGCGUGUCCCUGGCCUUUUGGAAUUUCCACCCAAGCAGCUUUCGGCUGCACCGCCUCCUUCCCACAGCCUCAGACAAAGCGCGAGGAGACCUCAGAGGUGUGAGAGAGGCGCAGCACAGCUGAUGUAAAGAAUGGAGAGGGCAGGCGUCUGCACAGCAGCGUCAGAGGUGUCGCUUGCGGGAGCCCCUGCUGGGCCCCUGCUCCCUUCCCUUCCAGCUCCCUGCUGGAAGGCACCCUGGGAGGCAGCUCUAACAUUUGGGUCCCUGUCAUCCAGUUUGGAGACCAGGACUGCAUUCUUCCUGGCCUCCCCCCUAUUGUUGUGAUCCUUUGGGUAGUGAACCAAAGGAUAAAUAACUAUAAAUUCAAACAUUAUUUUAAAUGUGGGUGCCUAGUGCCAGGAUCCCUCAUCUCCGAGUGGCUGAGGCAGGCCUGGUUCAGAAUUUUGCUGCCACCCCAUUUGGGCCGUGGGGUUGGACUCUUUGGAGCAAGAAAACAGGUCCUUUCUGUUUUUAAUCUUGUAAUAUUAUUCUAGCAAAUUUAGAAGAAACGUUAGUAUAGGGUUAGCAGAUAUAGUUAGGGUAAAAGAAAAUUUCACAUGCAUGUAGGAUCCAAGAAAGUUUGUCUCUCUCUCUCUCUUUUUAAACUAUUUGAAAGUGUUAAAGAGAAGAAGGAAGAGAUGGAAAGAGAGAUCCAUCAGCUGGUUCACUCCCUAGAUGACCCCACUGGCCAAGGCUGGGCCAAGCUGAAACCCGGAGCCAGGAGCUUCUUCCAGGUCUCCCAUGGGUGGCAGGGACCCAAACGUUUGGGCCUUCUGCUGCUGCUACUGCCAGGUCUUUAUUAGCAGGGAGCUGGAUCUCAAGUGGGGCAGCCGGACGUGAGCUGGCACUUACGUGUGGUGCUGAUGCCACGGGUGAUGGCUUUACCUGGCAUGCCACAGCGCCAGCCAAUCACAGAGUAACUUUCCACGUCAAAUUGUUUUCAUGUUUUAGUUACUAAAUCAAAAUUGUGAUUUGAGAAUCUUCAAUUCAACUGAUGUUAUAUGGUGAGUCAACUUGGGCUUUUUAGAAUAAUACACUCUGAUACACUUUUUCCAGACAGUAUGCGUUAGGGUACAUUCAUUACAUUGGUAUUUAGUGGACUUCUGUGUACACGUUUGUUGUUUGGUCCGGCCUUUGAGAUGAAGUACAUAAGUUCAAACUACAGCUGGUGCUGCAGCGUUUGCACAGCAGGCUGACAAUGCCCAGGAAGCCCUGUGCAGUGGUUGGGAGACACCUGCCCUGGGCCUCGCGCUGUUGUUCCGAGCUCCCCCGUGAAGCAGGUGCGCUGUGGCCCCGGGACUGUGCAGAAGUACCGUGUGCAGAGCUCAGGCACCUGAGGAGCCCUGCGCUUGUCACUGCAGCUGCCUCACUGGCACUUGGAGGUGCUACCUGCUGGCUUGCGGUGUAUCCACUUCUGUGUUGUGCUUGGGACAAAUGCAGAAUGUUUGGUGUGAAGCCUUAGAUUCAAGUUGUUGACCUGUGGACACUGAAGCUUCUUGAAGAACAUCAUGCCUGAUUUCACGACUGCUUUCUUUUUAAUACAGACUUUAUUUAUACUGUUAGUUCUCUCCCUCUUCCUCCCCCACCUCAUAGAAAGAUUUACGUUAUUUAAAGUGACUGAGAGAGAGGGAAGGAAAGAGAGAAGGAGAUCUUCCAUUUGCUGGUCACUGCCCACAUGGCUUCAGUGGCUGGGACUGGGGCUACGACAGGCAGAAACCAGGAGCCAGGAAUUCCAUGUGGGUCUCCUACCUGGGUGGCAGGGGCCGCAGUACGUGGCCGUCUUUGGCUGCUUUCCCAGGUACAUUAGCAAGGAACUGGGUCAGAAGUGGAGCAGCCGAGACUGAAAUGGCACUCCAGGGUAGGAUGCCAGUGUUGGAGGUGGCAGCUUCCUCAUUGCACCACAACACCAGCCCUUCAAGAUGGCUGCAGCCUGGAGUUCGUGGUUCGUGCAGUGUUUCGCGUUCUGAUAGUUCGUGGCCGUUGUUUUUGUUGGAUUGCCAGGUGUUCCACUGAGCACACCGGCCCGUGUGCUGUGCAUGCACUCACAGCAGAGUGCCAGGAGCGGUGAUUUAGGGCUGAAUUGAUGGAGCAGCAUGAAAUGCUUUCCUCUGUGGGGAAGCUCCCGAAGCACAGCUUCAUGUGACAUCUCGUUUUCUAGCAGCCCGAGGCAUCAGUAACCUUUACAGCAAGAAUGCUAGUGCGUUGUUGCGCAUUCCAGGCUUGCUGUCUAUUCUGCCCAGGAAGUAUAUGGCUUUUAUGGACUUAUAAAUCAUGACAGUAGCAUCUCUGCAUAUCCAAAAAAGAAGAGAUUUAAAUCUGCACAGAGUGUCCAAGAUUUAAUGUAAUUUAGACAUUAUUCUUACUUAAAAGUAACAUUCUGUUUAAACGGUGACUAUCAUAUCUUUAAAGGUAACUGUAAAAACAUAUUGUUGGAGAAACAAAUGCAAAUAUUUAUUAAGAGCAUAUUGUGGGGUCCGGUGCUGUGGUGUAGCGGGUAAGGCCUUGCCUGCAGUGCCAGCAUCCCUGUCGGCACCAGUUCUAGUCCCGGCUGCUCCACUUCUGAUCCAGCUCUCUGCUGUGGCCUGGGAAAGCAGCAGAAGAUGGCCCAAGUCCUUGGGCCCCUGCACCCGGUGGGAAACCUGGAAGAAACUCCUGGCUCCUGGCUUCGGAUCGGCUCAGCUCUGGCUGUUGUGGCCAUUUGGGCAGUGACCCAGCGGUUGGAAGACCUCCUCCCGCCACCCCUUCUCUUUCUCUUUUUCUCUGUCUCUGUCUCUCUCUCUGCUCUUCCUUUCUGUAAUUCUGUCUUUCAAAUAAAUAAAUAAAUAAUUUUUUUUUUUGACAGGCAGAGUGGACAGUGAGAGAGAGAGACAGAGAGAAAGGUCUUCCUUUGCCGUUGGUUCACCCUCCAAUGGCCGCCGCGGCCGGCGCACUGCGGCCGGCGCACCACGCUGAUCCGAUGGCAGGAGCCAGGAGCCAGGUGCUUUUCCUGGUCUCCCAUGGGGUGCAGGGCCCAAGCACUUGGGCCAUCCUCCACUGCACUCCCUGGCCACAGCAGAGGGCUGGCCUGGAAGAGGGGCAACCGGGACAGAAUCCGGCGCCCCGACCGGGACUAGAACCCGGUGUGCCGGCGCCGCUAGGCGGAGGAUUAGCCUAGUGAGCCACGGCGCCGGCUAAAUCUUUUUUAAAAAUAGUAUAUUGUGAAGGCUGGUGUUGUGGGGUAAUGGGUUAAGUUGCCACCUGCAGUGCUGCAUCCUGUGUGGGCACCAGUUCGAGUCCUGGCUGCUCCACUUCUGAUCCAGCUCCCUGCUAACGCAUUUGGGAAAGCAGUGAAAGAUGGCCCAAGUGCUCGGGCCCCUGCACCCACAUGGGAGAUUUGGAUGAAGCUCCUGGCUCCUGGCUUUGGCCUGGCCCAGCCCUGGCUAUUGCGAUUAUCUGGCGAGUGAACCAGCUGAUGGAGGUCCUCUCUGUCCUUCUCUAACUCUGCUCUUCAUAUAAAUUUUAAAAAUAAUGAACAAACCUUGAAAAAAAGGACGCACUGUGCCUCAAGUAUUCUAUGCGCUACUGCAAAGAAGGAAGUGAAAGUGAAGCCAAGAGUGAGAUGCUAAAAUACAAGAUACAGCAGACUGUGACUGGGCAGAGUAGUCCUGCUCUUCCAGUGGCCUUGAAGCGUGGUGUGGAGCUUCCCGCAGAAGUUAACGCUGCACGGGCUUCCAGGGUGGGUGGCAUAGAGUCCUGUCGUCCUCCCUCACACCCUCCUUUUGGGGGAGGGGUCCUGCCUCCCCUGCAGCGUGCACUGAGGUGGCCGAGGGAGUGGGCAGCAGUCUGUCGUGCCCUUGUACUGGUUACAGUAGGACGUGCAGCUGCACAGCUGUCCCUCCAGUCAAGACAGGGAACCUCUCAUCCCUUCAGGAAUCUUCGCUCUGCCCAGGGCAGCGUGGUGCAGGGGCAAGAUGGCGCUGCCGGGCACUGGGCUCGGGGAAUCUGCUGCUGCGUUCUUUCACGUAGAAGUGGAUCUGUGCUGAUUGCUGCGCCUAGACUCCCUGGGAGCAGGAGUCCUUGUCCUGGUGGAUGUGGCUUGGUUCAGGGAUCUUAAAGCCACAGCACGUCUUUGCCAUCUACCAGCACAGUUCAGACCGUGACCUUGAGUUUUCACGGCUGCCUCAGUGGCAUCCGAAUUCAUGCUCCCUGGGGUCCCGGUACCGUGGCUGGCCACGUGGCACGCUCUGUCGCGUCUUAGGGACGGGAAAGUGAAUGCUCUUAAUGGACUCCCUGUUUCUAACACUGGUAAUGCCACAUGGGCUUGUUUUCAUUUCCUGUUCUCCUUUAUUGAGACGCUGGGAGCAGCAGUGAUAACUGAUGGAGUUGGAAUGCAGUAUGUUGGUUGUCAGCUCCUUUUACAAGGCAUUGUAACCCAGUUUGUGCUGGAGAGUUUUUUUUUGAGCCUUCUGACUCCAGUGAGGAGCACAUUUUAUACAAGCCUUUGCUCUUUAAUUUCUUUAAUCACACACCCCUUCCCUACUUUUGCAUGGUCAUUAUUAGUAAUUACAUAAAAAUCUGUUUUAAGCUACACCCCAGGGAAUAGCAAAAGUUGGUUGCUUGUCUAAAUGGCCUUUAAUUAAGGCUGAAAAAAAAACUGGGCUGUGAUGAUGCAUUUUUACAAUGUUGGCUGAAACGGAAGAGGCUGGCUGCCGCGCAGUGCGGCCGCAGCUGCACUGAGCGGGCUGAAGCGUAGCCGCCCCUCAGCGGGCCACGGCCGACUGCGCGCUGCGGGCGCUGUGCUCUCCGGAGGGGGUCUGGGCCAGAGCAGACUGACUGCCCAGUUUUGCCGAGUUUUGAAAAAUUUCUUCACCUUGUGGUCUCAGUGAGCUGAGCAACAAAAAUUAAUCACGAAAUGCCCUGUUUUGCUCACAAAUAUCACAGAAAAAGUGGAAAGCUGAAGUUACAGGGAGAAGGUAAGCCUGUUUCUCUGUCCCAUGUGCCGGCUUUUAUUGUAGCCUUUCUGAAGUCAUUUUAAUAAUUAUUUUCCCCUGGUUUAUCUUCCUGACAUGCCUGGAUUGCUUUGUCUAGGGGAAGGUGCCUCAGCUUAUUUUUCUGUCUAUUUUGCCUAACGUAGCGCCUGCCCCAGCGUAGACGCUCAAAUAUUUAAUUGCCCUUUCCUUUCCCUUCCUUAGGAAAAGAGUGACUGCUGCUUAUUUAUGUUUGCAAUGGCAGGCAGCAGAUAAAGCAGAUUCUUUCAGUCAGAAGCAAAUUACGUAGAAUCUUUCUGAGUGGUGUGUGCUCUGGGCCUCGUGCUGACUGUGCAGCCAUGAGCCAGUGUGUGCCCUUGGACUUGCUGAGCCUCUCUGGAGAACUCCCACAUACACUCUGGUCUACGCAAGGCUCUGCACUCUUGCUCUUGCUCUCAGACUGGCUCCAGGUUAGCGGGAUGAAGCCUAGGGCAGGAGCUGAGUACCCGGCCUUGAGUCGGGGUGGGGUUCCUGGCAGCUGCCUCAGCUGCCCCUCAGAGGCCGCCCGGCUUCUCACCUUGCCUCCCGGACUUCGCUCUGCUGUGCUUACUCUGCUGCGGCCGACCCUCGUGUGCCUGUCCCCCCUGCUUUGCUAUCUGCUGGUGAUAGAUGUCUUCCGUCUGUGUCUUUCCUGGCUCCAAACCCUAAGUGAGAACAGUUGCAUGGCUUCUUGUGAAUCCGUUUCUGUCCCUGUUGUUACCACUUCUCAGACAGCAGAUCCUGGACCAGCCACAGAGGCCUCAGCUCGGGCCUUUUCUUUAAUUCAGAAUCUUUUUUUUUUUUUUUUUUAAUAAAUUUUUUUGCAUGGGGUCAGGGGAUAGGGAGUAGAUGGAGAUAGAGGUAUCUUCUCUCUGCUGGUUCACUCCCCACAUGGCCACAACAGCUGAGGCUGGGCCAGGCUGAAGCCAGAAGCCUGGAACUCCAUCUGGGUCCCCACAUAGGUGACAGGGACCAAGCAAUUGGGCCAUGUGCUGCUGCUUUCCAAGGCUCGUUAACAAGGAGCUGGAUCAGAAGCAGAGCAGCUGGGGAGCCGGCGCCGUGGCUCACUUGGUUAAUCCUCUGCAUGCGGCGCUGGCAUCCCAUAUGGGUGCCGGGUUCUAGUCCCGGUUGCUCCUCUUCCAGGCCAGCUCUCUGCUGUGGUCUGGGAAGGCAGUGGAGGAUGGCCCAAGUGCUUGGGCCCUGCACCCGCAUGGGAGACCAGGAGGAAGCACCGGCUCCUGGCUUCGGAUCGGUGCAGUUCUGGUCGUGGCAGCCAUUUGGGGGGUGAACAAUGGAAGGAAGACCUUUCUCUCUCUGUCUCUCUCUCUCACUGACUAUAACUCUUACAGUAAAAAAAAAAAAAAAAAAGCAGAGCAGCUGGAACUGGAGCAUUUUCAGCAUCCAUCUGCUCUUGCCUAUUCUUGCAGAGCUCAUGUGAUGUCUUUGCAUGUGGCCUGCGGCUGACCAGGCCCUCCUGGAGUCGGACCCUGACUUCCUGCACUGAGUCGCAUACGCACGCCCGCAGGAGAGGGUGCUUCACCUCCCCGGGUCGGCGCCGCUGCUCUGGCCUCAUGUGUCCCUGGCCCAGCCACUCAGUGCAGACUUGGGCGGUGUUUAUGGCUCCCCGCCCCUCUUCCCCAGGGUGCCCCUCAGACUCUGGAGACUGGGCACCCAGAAGAGAGGUGCGUUGCACCUGGCCUGUCCAGCUUUGUAGGGCUGUGUCUCUUCUCGUGUCACCGUCUCACUCGUGUAUCCCACAGUGGGGUGUUGUUGACUGCCUUUGUGGGGAGACGUGAGCUGAGAUACGGCUUUUUCUUUCUAGAUGUCAACCCUUUGCGUGAUUUGGUGAGGGGGAGCUAAGCAAACUUGAAGCAACCACAGAAUUGAUUUACACCCGUGUUAAAAUGAGCCUGGGUAGACACAUCACAAGUCAUGAACCACACACUGCACAUCAGGCUGCACUGCUGGGCAUGGAGGGCCUUUGGGCUGCACAGGCUGUGUUGCCUCGGCCCCAGUGGCGAGCAUGUCAGUGCCACCCUUCGUGUGCAGGUGAGCGCAGGGACCGCUGUCUGGCUUACGUCGCAGCAGGCCUGCCUGUGGAACAGCCUCCCAUCUGCAGUAUCUGCUGCUCACUUAACACUGAGGGAGUGCUCAGCACAGUGCCAGAAUCCUACCUGAUAAACCUGUUUGGUAAAUGUUAAAAAUCCCUUUCAGGAAUUCUGGGGCUGCAUGUUUAGAAAGAAAUGUGCAGGUAGGAAAGCGACGUAAAGGCGUACUCCCCCACCCCCACUGCUGGGUUCCUGAGAGAUUACCUUCCCACCACUCCCGGCUCGCACCCUUCCCAGGGCGGUGGCCACAUCCAUCAAGAGGAGGGGGCUGCCACGGCCCCUCAGCAUGAUCUAUGGAAGUGCACUGAGGAGUGAGACAGACCCCAGAGCUGAUGGGAGGGAGACUGAGCGCGGACCCUGGGAAGCUGGCAUUUGGAUUUCGGUAAAUCCACGCUUUGUCAGUAGUUAAGCAGAGGCGUAAUUCACCAGUGCAUGCUUUAUCUUCCAAGAUUUGGGGAGAUGUUAACGCCUCUGCACCAAGUAAGCCCUGAUUGCUGCUGCAGAGGCUCACCCCGGGCGGCCCCCGCCUCUGCCUGCCUGCUGACGUCCGCUGACCUGUUGGCUGCUCGCGUCUUCCCUGCACAGGCUCCUGGACCUCUCCACGUCACGGCUUUAUUCCGAGCAGACUGCUGCCCUUCGUGCUUGCUGUUUGUGUAGAGCGCUACUGCAGGGGAAGCGCUGUAUGUGACAGCUGUGUGCGGCGCGCUCGGCGCAGCCUCCGUUCCGUACAGAUCGCACUCUCCUUAGUGUGAGUGCAGUAAUGUUGUCCAGUGUUAGGGGAGGACUAGGUCAGUCGAUUCUGAAUUUAGGUAGAUGAAUAAGUAGGCAAUAAUAGCUAGAAUUUAAAAAAAUACAUUACUUUAAAGAUUUAUUUACUUAUUUGAAAGGCAGAAUUUUGGGAUGGGGGACACAGAGAUCUUCCAUCCCCAGAUGGCUGCAACGGCAGGGGUCGGACCAGGCCAAAGAAGCCAGGAACCCAGAACUUCAUCUGGGUCUCCCACUUGGGUGCAGGAACCCAAGUACUUGCUCCAUCUUCCACUGCUUUCCCAGGCUCCUUAGAAGGGAAUUGGAUCGAAAAAUGGAGCAGCUGGGACUUGCACUGGCUUCUGAGUAUGCCAUCUUCUGUGUACUACAGAAGGAGAAAUACAAAUUUAUAUGUUUAUAUAUGCCACACAUUUUCCCUUGUAUUUGAAAAAGUAAUGGAAAAAAAUAAACUAAAAGCAAGCCGGCGCCGCGGCUCAGUAGGCUAAUCCUCCGCCUAGCGGCGCCGGCACACCGGGUUCUAGUCCCGGUCGGGGCGCCGGAUUCUGUCCCGGUUGCCCCUCUUCCAGGCCAGCCCUCUGCUGUGGCCAGGGAGUGCAGUGGAGGAUGGCCCAGGUGCUUGGGCCCUGCACCCCAUGGGAGACCAGGAAAAGCACCUGGCUCCUGGCUCCUGCCAUCGGAUCAGCGCGGUGCGCCGGCCGCAGCGCGCCGGCCGCGGCGGCCAUUGGAGGGUGAACCAACGGCAAAGGAAGACCUUUCUCUCUGUCUCUCUCUCUCACUGUCCACUCUGCCUGUCAAAAAAAAAAAAAAAAAAAAAAAAAAAAAAAAAAAAAAAAAAAAACUAAAAGCAAAUUUAAAAAAUGAAAACUAAGGGGGCCGGCACUGUGGCGCAGCGGGUUGAAAGCCCUGGCCUGAAGCGCCAGCAUCCCCUAUGGGUGGCAGUUUUAGUCCCAGCUGCUCCACUUCCCAUUCAGCUCUUUGCUGUGGCCUGGGAUAGUGGUGGAAGAUGGCCCAAGUCCUUGGGCCCCUGCACCCACGUGGGAGACCCAGAAGAAGCUUCUGGCUUCGGAUUGGUGCAGCUCCGGCCGUCGCAGCCAUCUGAGGAGUGAACCAGUGGAUGGGGACCUCUCUCUCUGUCUUUCAAAUAAAUAAAAUAAUUCUUUAAAAAAAAAUGAGAAGAGCAGAGGGACUAAGGUGGACUAGUAACUAGAAUUCUCUGAAUGCCCUUGUUUUCCGGCAUUACUUUGAAAUCUGGUGUGUGUGUUACUUAAAUAAAAAAUUAGAUCAAAAGAAGAAAAUGUAGAAUCAAUACCUCCUCAAAAGAAAGAAGGAAAUGUAUGAGCCGGCGCCGUGGCUCAAUAGGCUAAUCCUCCACCUUGCGGCGCCGGCACACCGGGUUCUAGUCCCGGUUGGGGCGCCAGAUUCUGUCCCGGUUGCCCCUCUUCCAGGCCAGCUCUCUGCUAUGGCCAGGGAGUGCAGUGGAGGAUGGCCCAGGUGCUUGGGCCCUGCACCCCAUGGGAGACCAGGAAAAGCACCUGGCUCCUGGCUCCUGCCAGGAUCAGCGCGGUGCGCCGGCUGCAGCGGCGGCCAUUGGAGGGUGAACCAACGGCAAAGGAAGACCUUUCUCUCUCUCUCUCUCUCACUGUCCACUCUGCCUGUCAAAAAAAAAAAAAAAAAAAAAGAAAGAAAGAAGGAAAUGUGGAAGAUGCCCUGGAGAAAGGAAGGAAGGAUUCUGUGGAUCUCGCUGAGAGGAUCAUCUGAACUGAUUUUGCUUCCUUAAGUUUUGAUUUAUUUACUUAGAGCAACUGAGUGUUCCCAUCUACUGGUUAACUCCCCACAUGUGUGCAAGGGCUGGUGCUGGGCUGGGCAGGGCCAAAGCUGAGAAUGCAAUUCAGGUUUCCCACCUGGGUGGCAGGCAGGGACACAACGCCUAUCCCAGGGUCUGUGUUGGCAGACAGCUGGAGUCAUCACUGGAGCUGAAUCAGAUGCAGGCACUGCAGUGUGGGCAUGGGCGUCUUCACUGCUAGGCUAAGCACCUACUCCCUGAAUUGAUUUUUUUAAAAAGAUUUUUUAAAAUGUAUUUACUUGAGAGGCAGAGUCAUUCCCCCAAAUGGCCGCAACGGCUGGAGCUGCGCCCAUCGAAUGCUAGGAGCUUCUUCCGGGUCUCCCACGCAGAUGCAGGGCCCAAGCACUUGGGCCAUCCUCCACUGCUUUCCCAGGCCAUAGGAGAGCUGGAUCCGAAGAGGAGCAGCCAGUAACGAAUCAGUGCCACAUGGGAUACCGGCACCACAGGCAGAGGCUUAAACCACAGUGCUGGUCCCCCCAAAUUGAUUUUGAAAACAUCACUGUAGGAAUAAAAGAAGAUGCAGAGAAAUUAUGAGCUACCUCUUGGCAUUCGUGGUCACUCAGACGACCUCAGUUAUGCUGGUUUGAGCCACAGCUUUUGGAAAAAGAAGAUGACUGCAGUGGAUUGAAAUACAUUAUCUACGAUUCUAAGAAAGUAAGAAUUUAAUCACAUUUGAAAAUUACCAGGGCAUCAGUUCCUAUGCUAAAAAUUGCUGAAGGGAGAGGUUCACGGAUUUCCUCUGCCUUUGAGGUUUAGAUUGUGUUUCAUUUGCAAAGUGGAUGAGAAAUGCCUCUUUAUAGAGAAAUUCUAGGUAAUAAAUGAAGCAGUACAACUAAUAAAGCUGCCAUUUCACGUUUGUAGCCCAUCAAGGAAUAUCGGAUUUAGGUGCUAUUGUCAGUGGCUGCUAACAGGGUACUGAGAACCUAUGUAAUGGAUGCAUACCAGAACUCACUGAUAAAUCACUGGAAAUGAGAAAUCUGGUAUUGUGCACUUUCUAGUGUUAGUAAGAAGUCUAACAUCGUCUCUGAAGUUUUCUUGCUAAAACAGUUGGAGUAGUCGGAGUUGAAUCCAGCUUCUCGAUGUGUUAGGUUAGGAUAUGUUAAUCAGCAUGCAGGCAGCAGGUUGUGAGGUGACAGUGGGGAGGCGCCCGCCACUGCAGGUGCCAGUGAUAUGAAUGGAAGGCACACACCGAGUGUUGAGUGGACUUUGGAUUAGGACUUUGGGUGAGUUUUAGAACAUGGACUGUCUAAAUUAUAAUGAAUCUUACUAAGUGAAACUAGAGGCAAUAUAUUAUUUUUGUGAAGGUGUUAUCUGUUAGAAAUACUAAAAUAUUAGCCAGUGAAAUGGUAUGUCUGAAAUUUGUUUUAAAUAUUCAUGGGGGACAAGUGUGGGGAGGGCAGAUGAAGACACACUGACUUGUUGAUAGGGCUGCCUUGAGGAUGGCACUCUUGCUCUACUUUCUAGUAUUUCCAUCUAACAAAAUUAAAGAUAGAAAAUGUUAGAAAUUUGAGGCCAGUGCUGUGGCUCCUGUUCAGCUCUUGGCUGGCUGCUCUACUUCCCAUCUAGCUCCCUGUUGAUGUGCCUGGGAAAGCAGGAGAAAAUGGCCCAAGGACCUGGGCCCCUGCCACCCACAUGGGAGACCUGGAUGGAGCUCCUGGCUUUGACCUGGUCCAGCCCUGGCCAUUGUGGCCAUCUGGAGAGUGAACCAGUAGAUGAAAGAUCCCUCUCUCUCGCUAUCUCUGUUACUCUGCUUUUGAAAUAAAUAAAAUAAAUCUUUAUCAGAAAAGUGUUUUAGGACGUUGUUGGGUUGCUGAGCCCUUUGUGAGUGGGGGUCACCAGGGACUCAGAUGCUUUCAGUGAGUAGCGUCUGCAGGUGGGUGCCCAUGGCCAUCUUCCCGCCCCCAAAGGUGUGGCUUAAUUGUUACAUUCCUAAGCACAAGUCCCACAGAAUCUUCUCGGUACAGGGCACUGAGCUAGGCUGGUCCAGGAUCAAGGAUGAGAGGUAGAGAUUUGUCUGUGAGCAGGACCAAAUGCCGUGAAUACCACGGUGUAAGGAAGGUGAAGGUUGACUGGGAAGAGGCACUGGGCCUGGGCCUUGAGGACAUGCGGGUGACCUUUUAGUUACAAGACAAUGAAGGGACGAUUGAGAAGCAGUGAAGUUACUAGAAAGAAAAACAAAGUGUUCUUGCACAACUGAGCGGAGCAGGGAGGAGCUUGGAGAGGCUUGGCUGAGAGGAGCAGAGCAGGCCCAGGUUGCUCGUGACGCCAGCCUCAGGGCUUCUCCUGGCCAUGGGUGACUCUUCUCUUGUCUCUGAGUAUCCUGGGACAGUGUCUGCCAGGCGCUCAGGAGCGGCUGAUGAAUGAGUUUACUCUGUGCAGCAUUGGAGCCUGAUCCAGAGAGUAUCAAGAAAUUUCAAACUACGGGAAGUUUUCACGGGACACAGUUUAUGAAUAUGUUGGUUAAGUGAAAUUUGCCACAAGUGCUUUGCCGCUGUACACAGUUCUGUGUAAAGAUCACAGAUGCAGGUCCCUAGAGGGGCUGUGCAAGCUGCUGGCACUGGUAGCUGCUACGAGUGGUGAAGGGCUUCUGGACCUGGCCGCUGUCCGCACCAGGCUUCCAAGGGCUGCCUCUGCUUUCAGGUGGGAGGCCACGUCACAGAGGCAGUUUUUGUUCAGCCACAUACAAAGAUGAUUGAAACCCCUGUUUGAAUCCCAUCUUUUUUCUUCCUUUUUUUUUUUUUUUAAGGAUUUAUUUAUUUGUUUAUUUGGAAGAGUUACAGACAAAGAGGAAAAGCAGAUAGAGAGCGAGAAAGAGGUCUUCGAUCUGCUGGUUCACUCCCCAUUUGUCCUUAACGGCCAGAGCUACACUAAUCAGGAGCCAGGAGCUUCUUCUGGGUCUGCCAACACUGGUGCAGGGGUCCAAGGACUUGGGCCAUCUUCCACCGCUUUCCCAGGCCACAGCAGAGAGCUCGGAGGGAAGUGGAGAAGCUGGGACUCUGACUGGGGCCCAUGGGAGUACCGGCACUACAGGUGGCAACCUUACGUGCUUACAGCGCCAGCCCCUAUAUGUGGAUUUUUAAAAUCGAGACAGUGUAAUGCAAAAUACAAAAUGUUUUCAUGUAUGACUUGUGUAUAUAUAUUGUAAGAAAUACUGUGGCAAAUUGGAACAGAUGACGUAAGAAAGAUGGGUGGUAUGUGAUGAAUAGAGGCGAUUCAAAGAUUACAAGAAAGUGGAAUUAAAAGAUAGGUUUAUUUUGGUGCAAAAACAUUUUGAGAUCCAUGCAGAUUUUUAAAAUAGGGUUCAUUUUCCUUUUUUUUUUUUUUUUUUUUUUUUUGGACAGGCAGAGUGGACAGUGAGAGAGAGAGACAGAAAGAAAGGUCUUCCUUUGCCGUUGGUUCACUCUCCAAUGGCCGCCGCGGCCAGCGCGCUGCGGCCGGUGCACCGCGCUGAUCCGAUGGCAGGAGCCAGGAGCCAGGUGCUUUUCCUGGUCUCCCAUGGGGUGCAGGGCCCAAGCACCUGGGCCAUCCUCCACUGCACUCCCUGGCCACAGCAGAGAGCUGGCCUGGAAGAGGGGCAACCGGGACAGAAUCCGGCACCCUGACCGGGACUAGAACCCGGUGUGCCGGCGCCGCUAGGCGGAGGAUUAGUCCAGUGAGCCGCGGCGCCGGCAGGGUUCAUUUUCCACAGACCCUGUGCAGUCCCUCACACAUGGGUUUCCCUGUCUGUGUGGUGGGUUGCAGUGUGUGUCUUUCUGUGGGGUACGUUCAAAGGAAGUUCAGCCUACAGAGGGCUCCUUGGAUGCGUUGGCGUGGGCAGCCUCAGGCUCAGGAGUGUCCCAGGAUGAACCACAUGUAGGUCCCUGCAGCUGAGCCCCUGAUACACGUGUGGAGCUGCCUGUUCUGAGGUGGCAGGUGUGUGGCCAGGAGAGUGUCCUGCUGCCAGGACCCAUCCUGAGUCCCAGUGAAAUUCUCAGGGAAAGGGAGCUGAGGGCCAGGACCGCUGCACCCCACACUCUCCGUCUGCACCUUGGCUCUAGGCUGUGGACUGUUACCCAUGAUGGCCGAGUGGCUUUCGUUUCCAUCUCCUUUGCUGCCUUCACCUUGUCUGUGGUUUGCAGCAUCAGAGCCUGGACUUGCUUGGUUAGAUUUAGAUCCUGGUUUAUUACUUGGGGGCAGGGGGCUACUGUAAAUGUUACUUUGAAAAAAACCUAGUUCCUGGUUGUCCCUGCUUGUAUAGCAGUGCUGUUAGUUGUUAUGGGUUAACUUGGUAUCCUGUGGCCUUGCUCAACUGGCUUAUUCUCGGGGUUUUAUAAAGUAGAUUUCCUGGGGUCUUCCACCUCGACAGCCCCAUUCGGGGUGUGUAAGGCUCCAGUGCUGCUGCUUCUCCAGUCUGUGUGCCUUUUAUUGCAGUUUCUUGUCCUUUGGCUCUCUAAGUGUCUUUUGAUCGUGCUAUGAUGUCCGUGUCUGCCCUCUGUGGGGGCUCAGUGGGAACGGAACCAACUUUUUACUGAAUGGACAGUUAUGAAAACUGAAAACAAAAAAAAUAAGCACAAGGAAACCAAAGGCAAAAAAUGAAAUGAUCUAACUUUUAGCUGGGGCAGGGAGAGAGGGAGGGAAGGGGAGGCUCCACCAUUGGGAGAACGAGAGCAAACACGGUUGGUGUGUUCCGCGUACAGAUUUCCUGUUCUGGGCAUGAACUGUGGAGAGGGCCUACCCCAGUCCUCCCGCUGGAGAGGGUGGCCAGCAGGACUGAACUGGAAUGCAGUGAGAGACCGCGGCAGCAGCAAAGACACGUCCGCCCCUCCCAGUGUGCUUGGACUUCCAGCACGCGAGGUGCCUGUGGUGGUCACCAGUGCAGGCUGUGGGUGUGCUGGGUGCCCUGCCUCCUACUCAGCAUUUCCCUCAGGUGCGUCUUUGGUCAGACCUCUGUGCAUUUGUCACAGCCGUUUGUCCAGUGGAGGGGAGGCAGGCGAGGAGACUGUCGCGUGAACAUUGGGGUAGUCGGGUGAGGUUGCAGUCUGGUCUCCUGCCCCCACCUGGAAAGCCAGAGCCGCCUGGGAGGAGCGGAGAAUGGGGGCGUGGUUGACAGCGCAGAGCAGGCCUCCCCACCCACCUGUGCCCCGGCCCUGAGGUGCUGCCGUGCAGCACAGCGUCCCAGCUCCAGGGACAUCUCAGUCACCCGACUGAGAAGGAACAGUGAAGUGGAAAUGUCCCUGUGGAACGAGGCGGGGGAGGGGGGCACGCCGCACUAGCACGCCCCCCCCACCCCGCGCGCUGUGUCGAUGCCUGUGAGCUUGGUAGCACUGGUGACCCCUUCCAGAGGUGGAGACUCUGGGCUCGGCUGACUGGGAGAAAUCCUGGCCCUUGGUCCUUCCUUCUUGUCAGGGAGGACGUGGGGCUGGCCAGGGCGAGGAGACGCUGGGCUCACCACGCUGGGAGGCCUCUUGAAGGGAGCCGGUCCUAGAUGGAGGGCUUUGUGUCCCUGUUCUGGACUAAAGCACGGGCUCUGGUUGCUGCUGUCUGUUAAGUGACUUGGAGAUUUUAUAAGAAAUUAAAGCUAAAGUUGGAAAACUCAAAUAUUGUGAAGGUUUGUAGAAGGGGUGUGCUCUUGCUCAGAGUUUAUAUUUAGUCCACAUUUAGCUGUCUUAAUUCUGUUCAAACAUUUACUUAUUUGCUUAUUGACUCAUUCAGGAAUAUUCUAUAGUAUUUCAGUUUUAUUAAAAUACAGUUAAUGUUGGGAAAUCUGGUUAGAAUUUGGUGAUUGCCCAGAGUGACUUUGGGCACUUUUAGUCUACGUAAUUACACUUUUCCUCCCUUAACGUGAUUGUUCAUAAUAAAGAUAGGACAUGGAGUGUUGAAGGAGCCUUUGCAAAGCACACAGUAUUUGAGAAAUUUCCAUUCUUAAAGAUUUCAUCUCUUCUCUGUUGCCGUAUGUCGUGACCUGGAUCUCCAGUUCGUUUAACGUAGUAAUGCCCAGUGCUUGGGCAGUCUGUCAUCUGCUCUGUUGUUGAGACUGUGCCUGUGUUGUUGAUUAGAAAUCUGGAGCUGGGGAUGAAGUGGAGCCACUGUGGCACUGAUACCUGGGCCACUGCACAGCCCGCUUGUCCAUCCUCAGUCGUGAGCCCAGGCUGGGCACGUGACCUUCAGUUCCCAUGCCCCUGAGUCAGGGUGGCUGUGCCCUCUGUAAGGUUCCGCCACGCAUAGGCAGCAGCACCCUUGGGGUGCAGGUGGAAGCUACAGCGGUUUCCAUACUUCCUCCCUCCUGAAUCCCCCACUGACUUCUUUUUUUUUUUUUUUUAAUUUAUUUAUUUAUUUUGACAGGCAGAGUGGACAGUGAGAGAGAGAGACAGAAAGAAAGGUCUUCCUUUGCCAUUGGUUCACCCUCCAAUGGCCGCCGCGGCCGGCACACCGCGCUGAUCCGAUGGCAGGAGCCAGGAGCCAGGUGCUUUUCCUGGUCUCCCAUGGGGUGCAGGGCCCAAGCACCUGGGCCAUCCUCCACUGCACUCCCUGGCCACAGCAGAGAGCUGGCCUGGAAGAGGGGCAACCGGGACAGAAUCCGGCGCCCCAACCAGGACUAGAACUCGGUGUGCCGGCACCGCUAGGCGGAGGAUUAGCCUAUUGAGCCACGGCGCCGGCCCCCCACUGACUUCUGUUGCUGCUCUUUCUGUGGCGUUCUGGCGUUUUACAACGCACAUUCAUGCAGAUAUCACUAAAGAAGCUGUUUUAAGUAAAGGUGAUUGUAUUUUCUGAUCUGAUGCAUGAUGUCUAUUUUGUCUUACUUUUUCCCUCUCAGAAAAGUUCACAUACCCGUACUCGUACAGUUUUUCAUACGGUUUGCAGAGGUCCAUGAACUUCCUGAGACUUGUUUUUGGGCCUCAGAGCCCUACUCCAAGAACAUUCAACUAUGACACUGAAGACAACAUUGGACUUGAAGAGGCCAAGCAGACCUGCCUGGGCCACGUGCUCGCUGGCGAGAUGAUCUGAGGCAGGAGUACUUGAUGCAGUGGGCCCUGUGGCACAGUGGGGAAGCCAGCGUCCUGCAUGGAGUGUUGGUUCCAGUCCUGUCUGCUCUCUCCUGACCGAGCUUCCUGCUAAUGUACCUGGGAAGGCAGCAGAUGAUGGCCCAAGUCCUUAAGUUCUUGCCGCCCACAUGGAUAGCUGGAUGGAGUUCUGGCUUCAGCCUGGCCCAGCCCUAGCUUUUGUGGUCAUUUGGGGAGUGAACCAGCAAAGGGAAGAUCGAUCUCUCCCUCUGUUUCCGUCACUCUUUCUUUCAAGUAAAUAAAUAAAUCUUUUUAGAAAGGGUUAAUUGAGGGGCCAGUACAGUGGCAUAGCUGGUAGAGCCACUGCCUGCAGUGCCAGCAUCAUAUUUGGGUGCCGGUUCGAGUCCCAGCUGCUCCACUUCCAAUCCAGCUCUCUGCUAUGGCAGAGAAACCAGGAGAAGAUGGCCCAAGUCCUUGGGCCUUUGCACCCUCAUGGGAGACCCUGAGGAAGCUCCUGGUUCUUGGCUUUGGAUUGGCGCAGCUCUGGCCAUUGCAGCCAUCUGGGGAGUCAACCAGCGAUGAAAGACCUACCUACCUUUCUGUCUCUCUCUCUCUCCUACAGCCCCCAGCCCCCACCCCUGUCUCUGCCUCUCUCUUAA